AUGAUACAGAAAGAAGGAGCAGUAAAGGAAUGCAUUAAAAAUGACCACAAAGGAUUUUAAAUUCUCGCUGUGGACCUUUCAGAGGAAUUAAAUAAAGAAAAUGAUCAAAAGAAAUAUUAUUGUGUGAAAUGUUUAAUAGAAAAAAUUGGAGUUAAAAAGAUUGUUCUAUAUGAAGAAGCAAUCAAAAAUAAUGAAAUUUUAAAUGAAUAGUUACAGAAAAAUAAUAAUCAACAGAAUUAAGAAAAGUUAGACUAUUUUACAAAAUUAUAAUCAUAGUUUAAAUUAGUUGAAGAAAGAUUCUAAAAAUCUAUUUAAAGUGUUUUUAAUUAUAUCGAGUCAAAAUUAAAAGCUACAUAAUAAAAAAUUGAAAAAAUUCCUGAGCCCACAUUAUUGGAUGAUAGUAUUAAAGUAUUGUAAAAUUGUUACGAGGAAGAUGGUGAAUUUGUUAUUCCUUCUCCUGAUUUAGAUCAAAAAAAAACAUUCGAUUUUUCCCAAUACAUGAUGAAAUUUAGAUAACUAAUAUCGAAUUCUGAAUAAAUAAUUGAAGAAGAAACAGGCAUAUAAAUAAUUGAACUGAAGGAAUAAAUUAAUUUAUUGUUUGAUGAUAAACAAAAAGUAAAUAUGUUGUGUAUUCUUAGAGAACUCCAGCUUUAAAUCUGAUAUGUGAAAGUCAUAACAUGGAGAUUAUUAUGUUUAAUUUAAAUCAAGCAUAAUUUGAAUAAACAAAUCCUUUUUUAUGUGUUGAAUGUGCAUAAGAUCUUUUAAUUAGAGGGAAUAAUGCUAUUGCUAAAACAAUAUCAUUAAUAAAGGCAGAAGAAAAAUGGAAUGAAUAUAUUAAAGACCAGAGUGAAAAAAGAUCAUAAAGGCAAUCAAGACUCAAUUCAGCAAUUGGAUUCAUUAAAAUAUUAUAAGAAAAGUAUAAUUAGGAAUUGAAUAAAAUUAUUAAAUCCUUAAAUGAUCAAUUAAAACAAUAGCCUAAAUAUUAUGAAUAACUUAAGAAAUUGAAAGCAACUAGAUUAUAAAAUUAAGAUAAACAAAGUCUUCAAGAAAUUAUAAAAAUUCUCGGUUAGACAGAUUAAUUAAAAAAGCAAGAAUAGCUUUCAAAUUAAGAAGAUUCGCAAUUUUUCGAUAAUCAAAAGAAAGUAUUAGAAGAGUUAAUAAAAGAAAACAUACUAGUAGAAAAUUAAAUGUAAUGGCUGUAAAACUUUGAUGCAUGUAUUUAUUUAGAGCCUCAAGAUUAUAGUGACGAUUUCAAAGACACCAGCCAAAAUGACCUAGAAUUAUUAGAAUUUCUAAAAAGAUCCUCUAUAUAAGAUUAAUAUUUUUCCUUCUUUGAAAAUUCCUUUAAUUCUUUAAGGAAAUUUGAAUAAGAGGAACAGGCAUUAAAAUAAAAAGGAAAACUUGAAAAAUUAGCAUAGCUAAAACAGGAAACAGCAUCCGAUUCAAUUUUAUUAUAAUAAGAAUUGUAUUAAUAAUUUUAGGAGAGGUAAGCUAAAUUGAAAAGAUUAAUGAAUGUAGAUGAAUUAUAAACCUCUAAAGUAGAAUAUGAAAAAUUACUAAUAUUAGAGAAUCAAAAUAAAAAGAAAAUUAUAGAUUUGGAACUUCUUAACAAAUACUAACAAACUGAGAUAGAAAAAGGUUUAAUUCAAAUAGAAAAACUGAAUAAUUUGUUAACACAGAAUAAAAAUUAAAUAACACAGAAUAAAAAUCAGUAUUUAGAAUAGAUCUCAGAACUAAAGCAAGCUUACUCAUUUUCUGAGUUGUCUUGGUUAACAGGAGAUACAAGAAUACUCCUUAAUGAUUACGCCUAAAAAAUAUACAGAAAAAUAGAAGAAAGAACGAAAAAGACCAUUAAAAGAAAAUACUUGAUAGAUUCUUCUUCUUAUUGUAAUAUAAAUAGUUUCAGUGCGUUGAUGAGUAGAAUAAAUAGAAAAUCUAAUUUAUUAAUGAUUUUUAAAUCAAGAACUCAAUAUAUUUUUGGUGGGUUUACUCCGUGUUAAUGUGUGAUAAGGAGUGGAGCCCAUCAAAUAGAUGAAUAAGAAUAAUCAUUUUUAUUUUCAUAGACUCACGAUGAAAUUUACCCUUUAAAAGAAAAACGUUAUACUAUGUAUUUUAACUAAUCCUAAUUAGAAUUUGGCUGUGAGGAUAUGUAGAUAUAGAGUGAUUUUUAAAAAGGAAAAUCAAAUUUAGGAUAUACCUAUUAAUUUAGUCAAUAUGGAUAAGCACAUGCAAGAAAUCAUUUAUUCGGAUCUCCUGAACCAAAUAUUAUGUAAUUUGAGGCUAUUAUGUUAACAUUUGCUUGA
Molecule: messenger RNA, 2303 nt
Organism: Paramecium octaurelia
Lineage: Eukaryota; Ciliophora; Oligohymenophorea; Peniculida; Parameciidae
Source: the annotation of a GenBank genome assembly